AACAAGUUUAAUUAAGAUACAUACGUUUCGCAAGCUAACAACAUUCCUUGUUUUAAAAAUCGAAAUGAUUUUCUCCCACUUCGUAAGUGACGAUAGCAGCAGUGAUGAAGAAACAACGGUUGAUCUGGCAAAACAGCGCCGACUGCUUCGAAGUGUUUUCGACCCGUUACAGCUUUCUAACCAAGCAUUUAAGAAAAAUUUUCGUGUAUCGAAGGAAAUUUUCCUUGACAUUCUGGCGGAGAUCGAGCCCAAGUUCCCACCGGUUAAGGGAAAGGGGCUUAAGCCAAAUGAAAUUUUGGCUGCUGCUCUGCGAUUUCUAGCUGAAGGCAGCUACCAAAAUGGAACCGGUAAUGAUUACAAAAUAGCUAUUGCCCAGCCUACUUUCUCGGUAGCCUUUGCAAAAUGGUUGAACAUUAUCGAAGAAACUCUUGGGAACAAAUGGAUCUCUUUAGCGAUGGAACCAAAUGAGCAACAAGAUGCACGACGAUACUUCUUCUCAAAAAGUGGCAUUCCUGGUAUAGUGAUGUGUGUUGAUGGUACACACAUAAAAAUUAUUGCACCUGUGGACGAUUACGAUCAGCAUUAUAACCGGAAGGGCUAUUACAGCCUAAACGCGAUGAUUAUUUGCGACCAUCUCAUGAAAAUUCGGUAUGUGAAUGCCAAAUUCGGAGGAGCCAAUCACGAUUCACAUAUUUGGAAUGUAAGUGGAAUGGACAAUUUUUUCGAAACAAAACAUCGAAGCGGAGAAACUGCAUUCAAGGUGAUGCUGGAUACCCUUCAAAACCAUGGUUAAUAACACCAAAACGUACUCCUGGUCCAAACACACCAGAAACUGCCUUUAAUAAAAACCAUUCUUUAGGUAGAGAAAUAGUGGAGCGCACGAUCGGGUUGCUAAAAAUAGAUUUAAGUGUUUGUUAGGUGCUCGACAGUUGCACUACACCUCGUUAAAAGCAACUCAAAUAACGAA
This is a messenger RNA of Anopheles arabiensis, 967 nucleotides long. RefSeq names its product putative nuclease HARBI1. The record is from RefSeq and is a predicted model, not a curated record. The transcript is spliced from 4 exons. Lineage: Eukaryota; Metazoa; Arthropoda; Insecta; Diptera; Culicidae. Bases 65 to 793 code for a protein of 242 amino acids.